Messenger RNA from Stylonychia lemnae, 5856 nucleotides. Lineage: Eukaryota; Ciliophora; Spirotrichea; Sporadotrichida; Oxytrichidae. The record is from the annotation of a GenBank genome assembly.
AUGCUGUUAAAGACUCCCAGAUCUAGAAACUUGUAAAAUCCUGACAAGCUGACAUAGUAGCGAGAGUAGCUAAAGCUUUAUAAUCCCCAAACAGCUUAUUAACAAGAAGCAAGAUCUUCUAUACUAAGCAAGCCAGUGAUUAAGUCUGAAGCUGAUAAAACACUCACAAAAUCAUCCAUUGUCAAAAAUGAUAAGAACUCUACUGUGAUCAUAACUUUACGCCAACAUAGAUCACCGAUUCACAGUUCAAUUCAAAUCACUUCUUCAGAUAGUCAAGAUAAAAAAGCAUUCAUUGAAAAAUCAUCACUUGCUCUAGCCAUUAAGCGUAACACAAUGAUUUAACAGUAGCAGUAAUUGUAAAGAAAGAUUGCUCUGCAAUAAUAAAGCAGUCGUCAGAUUUAGCUUAAUAGAUAGCAUAAUUAGCAUUAGCUUCUCUCAUAUCAACACCACUAAAACCAGCACUACUACCAAAUAUAAAGAAACAUGGUUAGUUCCCCAGAGCUUAAGAAGAGGCAAGAAGGAAUCAAAGAAAUAUAGUACAGAGCAUUGAUUAAUAACAAAAAGAGCAGGGAUUCAAGUACAAAUAAGAUUAGAGGUUACGGAAGUGAAGAGCCAUAAUAAUACGUACGCUAGAGUGGUAAAAGUCACAGAGUAUAAAAUGAAACAAUCCAGGUCAAUAUAUAUAGUGACAAUUUUCAAAACGAAGAUCAUGUCUAAAGCAACAUAAUCAAUACAAGUCAUCAUACAAUAGAUUUGAUAGAUAGGACCACAAUAAUAAAAGAUAAAUCUUAGAUCAGAUAAUCAGAAAUAACUCUUACUGAAUCAAAUAAUCAAGUUGAUGAGGAAUCUGAUUAUAUUGAGAACAUCCACUCCAAAAAGAAUGAUGAGUAUUUCAGAAACAGAUCCAAGACUCAGAGAAGACCAGUUGUGAAGGUUGAUAUGGACCUAAAGAGUAACUAACUGUUACUGAUCUAUUCUUAGAAGAAGUUUAAGUCAAAGUGCAAAGAGUCUCAUUUCAAAAGCCAACUAAAUAAAAGAAGAAGCGACUUAUUUUUCUCCAAAACCCGAAAAAAAGAGACAUGUGACCACAUUAUGGAAAGUAAUAGACCUGAAAAUAUGAUGAAGCAUUAUGUCAUUCAUCUGAUUAAAAAUUAUGAUGACGCUUUGUCUAAUGCCAAGUUCAAUUAAAAUUCAUCUAGAUUAGACAAGUAAAAAUUCUAAUGUUUGUUUAUGUCUUUGAUUUAUAGUUCUUAACUGACUGGUUUAAAUAACUCGACAUUUCUUAAUCAAUAUUCAAAUCAAGAAAUCACAGUUCCAAAAGAAGCACUUGGAAAAGUCAACAAACUUAGCAAUAAGGGAUGGAGUUACCAUUUCAGACUAUUGAAAAUGGAUUAAAAUGCCUUAACUUAUUAUAAGUCAGUCCCUUCAGACUUCGAUGAGGGGAAAAUCAAAGUUAAAUAGUCAAUACCAAUAAAGAGAAUAUUGGCAGUUGAUGAAAUCAAAGAAGAUGAUAAAAAGAAAUUCAAAAAACUUGCAAAGGCAUCUGACAUAGCUUUCAAGGUUGUGUUUCCCAAAAAAUAUAUGAUUAAGGGUAGAGAAUACAAUCCAACUAUUGAUGAUGGAGAUGAUGAUGAGGAAGAAGAGGAAGAUGAGGAUCUUGAUUAAGAUGAAUCAAUUGAUGACUAAAGGACUAGAAUGAAGAAAAGUAAAACUUAAACUCGGGCAAAGUCUAAGGCUAAGCAGACUAAAAAGAACUAAGCACUUACAACAUGGUAUUUUGUAUGUGAUAACAAGUAUGAGACUCAACUCUGGAUGGAGAGACUCAUAAAGUCAUCAAAGAUGUAGAACUCUAGGUUCAUUGAAGAUGAAAGCAACUUUAUGAUGGGGAAAAAUGAUACACAGAUGAAUUAAAUAGGUGCAGCUAAAAAUACAUUUCUGGAUAAUAACUAAUAGUCUGAUGAAGAUGAAGUACUGCCUUAGAAAGAUAUGAGAUCAAAACAAUUAAAUUUUUAAGAUCAGAGUAAAAGUAAAAACUCCAAGAAUAAUAAUUCAAAUAAUGAUAAAAAUGUGAAUUAGCCUGGACUCCAAAAUAAUUCCAGCAAUAACAAAGCGAAUACCUCGAACAAUAAAAUUUAGACUAAUUAAGUCCAAUAAAAGCAAUAGCAAGCAGUUCAAUAAAUUGAUCUUUUCGGGAAAAAUGGAAAACCCUAGUAGAAUAAAUAUUAAUAGGAUUACGAUUAUGGGAGAUCAGACAGUGAGUUUCCUGAUUUAGAUACUAUUCUUGAGUAAAAUUUCCAAAUAAAUAAUGUCAAGAUUGAUGGAGAUGGCAAUAUUGAUCAGAACAUAAAUUAAAAAUCAAAUGAUGACUCAGAUGGCGAGCACAUCGUUGAAGAUUCUUAAGAAGCGAAGAUAAAACUCAAAAACCUUCAAAAUAGCGUCACUUAAUAUUAUAAUCAAUCAGAUAAUCUUAAUAAAAAGAAGUCUAAGAAAGAGUAAAAGGGAUGGGACUUGAAAUUUCAAAACUAUUGGGGAUACCUUAUUUCUGCGGAUAAAAAUCUCAAAGAUACUUUGACAUUAUCUGAAAGAUUUUUCGAUCAUGUUGGAAAGUUCAGAAGGACUGCCUAACAACUAGUUUAAGAAAUAAUUGAUGAAAUCCACAUUCCAGUUUCACAAAAUAUUAGAAAGAACAAAUAUAUACCUGUUUAAAAGAUUUAAGAGGAGCAUCUGGUAUUUUUAGAUGAUGAUGAUGCAGCAAUAAAUAAUGUGGGCACUCUCUUUUAUUUUGAAAAAAAUAUAUGCAUCAAAAUAACUCAUCAAGGUGACCAAAUGUUAGAUUAGAAUGGGCCAAUGUCUUAGAAUCAUAAUAAUGCAGGAACAACUAAUAUCACUGCGGCUAAUAGAACCUCAAAUGGUCUAUAGAAUUCUAAUUUGGAUAAUAGUUACAUGGCUAAUAAUUAAAAUCAAAAUAGAAACUCUGAUCCAUUUCAGAACUUGAAGUGGAAAAUGUAUGGUAGAGAAUUCUUAUCUAUGGAAGUUAUGUUUGAUGCCCUUUUCCUUUUAUCAAAACCUGAUGUCUCACACAAACUUAGAAUCCCUCUUUCAGCACUUAUUGAUUACAAAGGUUUUAGAGCUCUUGCAAUAGCUGCAAUUCCAAUUCACCCCUAACUAGGUCCUAGCAUUGGAUUUUACAAUGAUGGGAAAUAUGUACCUCAUGAUAAAAAACUCAAGUAAGAGCUUGAAUAUGUGGGUGAUGUUUUGAAUCUAAAGGAAAAUAGAAUUUCUUAGAAAGGCUAAUAGUCUAAUAGCAACUAGAAUCCUGAGAGUAAAAAUAAUAGAAAAGAUCCAGACACUCCCACAAAAAAGUCAGAGUAUCAUUUUAGUGAGCUUCAAUAUCUUGAAGAACCAUAUUAUGUCCUAAAAACUAACGAAAUCUUCCCUUAUGAUGUUGAUUUAAAUGAUGCAUAUCCUAGGAAAGAUAGGUACCUAAGACCAGAAUUUGUGUGUGUCUAUGAGAGACCAUUAAAAGCUGAUGCUAGAAAAGAUCUAGGCUUUCAACCUUCUUAGGAAACUAAAUCUAAGGAUGAGGAUAAUGACUAUGCUGAAUUAAACGAGGCUUCUAGGCCUAUAGAUAGUGAAAGCUUAACUACAUGCUUCCACUCUUAAUAAGUGAAUAUGAGAUAUCUGGGUUUGGUUUGCCAAAAUUCAAAUGUUCCUCAUGUUUAACAGUUAUGUAAAGUUGAAAUGAUUGGUAGAACAUUGAAAAAUAUUUUGAAUAAACAAAUCUCAUCCAUGAUUCUUGAUCGCCAGUAAAGAUUCAAGGAAAAUGUUGCCAAUAUGGAAACUCACAGAAGAUAAGUAAACUAUAAAUCCCAAAAUAAUCCUAGCAACCUAAAAAUGAAAGGAAACCGGAAUAACAAUAGCAGUAUCGGCUAACAUGAGUAAGAACAGAAAGAGAGAGAAUUACAAGAUGAGUACCAGGAGCUAUGCAAGGAUUUAGAUUAAAUCAUAAAGAUAUCUAUUGUUGACUAUAUCAACUUGGUAUUCGGAUCUGGAUAGGAAAGUAGAGAAUUCUGGACAGAGGUACUUAUUCCAUUAACAAUCUAAUACUUCAAUCUAUAAUCAGAAGACAUAUUCAAAUAGCCUUACUAAAUAAAUUACAAUGCAAUAUUCUUUAGCUUUGUGUAUCACUCUGGAAUAAAAAUUUUAGGAAGUAAUAGUUUCUAAUAAUCAAAGAAUACUAGUGGAUUUGAGUAAAGAAUAGGUGAUAGGAUUACUGAUAAGAUAAAUCCAACUUAGAUGCACAAGGACGAUGACUUUUUUAAAGAAUUUGGUAAAUCUGAAAUUCCUUUUGGGGAUCCAGAGAAAUCCUAUAUUAAAAUAGAGAUAGUACCUAAAAGCAGGACCUAUAGUUUAAGGAAUCUACCAUAUAAACUUUUGUCAGAUAAGUACAAAGAAUACAAAGAGGAAGGAUAAAUUGAAAACGCUUUAAAAUGCUGCAAAAUGAGAAGAAUAAUGAAGAGAUCACUUGAAGACAAAGAAGACAUAUCAACCUUAGCAGAGAUUUGUGAAAUCGCUUUAGAUAACUAUGAAUUUUAAAUAGCUAAAGAGCAGGCUUUGGAAGCCCUAAAAUAUAUCCAUCCUCUACAUGCUGAAUCCAUUAGAUUUUAUUGCAUCUUAAUGAGAUCUUUUCAUGGAAUGGAUCUAUCUCCUGAAGAGGAGUAGUACUUUACAAAAGCAUUAACAACCCUUGUUCAUCACUGGGGCAGUAACCAUCCCCUUCAUUGUUCAAUUUUCGGUAUAAUGGCUUAUUUGCUUAUUUAGAAAAAUAAACUUGAAGAGGCAAGCUAUCUUUAUUUAUCAUCACAUCACUGCUGUCUUAAGGUACUUGGCUCAAAUCAUAUUUAAACUGCCGAAGUUCAUAUGGAUUUUGGACGUUUAUUUCUAAAAAUGAAGAACAAAGAUGCAGCACUUGAGCAUUUUUAAAAUGCCUACUUGAUAUAUGAAAGCUAUUUUGGAGUAUAAUCACUUUCAACAGCAUAAGUUGCAUAGCAGCUUGCCAACAUACUUGAAGAAUAAGGAAAGCUACAGGAGGCUUAUAUUUAUGCCGAUAUUGCAUCUGAUUCUUAUCCUACUAUAUAUGGGGAAACUAAUGAGAAAUCUAUUUCAAGUCAUUGGCUUAAACUCUCCAUUUCAUAUUCGCUUAAAAAACCAGAUGUAAUUGCAUUAUGCAGUAAAUUGUACGAAGCCAUUCUAAAACGAGACCUCUAAAUGAAUGAUCAUAGUGGUAUGAUGGACUAUUCCUAGGAUAAAUCCCAUGCUGUCAACAUCUAGAAUGACAAAAACUCUGAUUACAUUAAUGAAAAGAUCCAAAGCAUAAAAGAAUAUUGCAUCGCAACAACAAUCCUUGAGAUGACUAGAACUCUUAAAAAGGAAGAUAGACUGGUAAUUAAAAUGUUCUGUGACAAAGUUUUAUUCAAAGCGCAUUAACAAUCAGAGCAGGGAUUACCAAAUUUGUCAGAUCUUUAGCAGCAACUUAAUCCUUCUAAAAUAAUGCAUGUUGCUAAUUUGAAAUUUGAAGAGGAAGCUAAAAACUUCUUUGAGACUCUCUAUCAAUCUUCAAAAGAUUGCGAAGGUGGAUUCGUGGGUUUCUAUCAGAAGACUCUUGAUGCAGCUACUCAAAUGAAUGAAUCUAAGAAGCAAACGCCAAUGUAAACUUCAUCUACAGUAAAGCAAAACAGAGGAAAUGAUAAUAACAUAUUGACUGAAUUCCUAAUUAACGAGGGCACUGAUGUCUUUUUCAUAAAAAUCAUUAAGGCUUUUGAGAAUUACAACUUCUAUAAUGUUUUACUUAUUUGA